Messenger RNA from Colletotrichum graminicola M1.001, 723 nucleotides. RefSeq lists its product as uncharacterized. The record is from RefSeq and is a predicted model, not a curated record. The transcript has 4 exons. Bases 1 to 723 code for a protein of 240 amino acids. Gene Ontology annotation, molecular function: peroxidase activity. Lineage: Eukaryota; Fungi; Ascomycota; Sordariomycetes; Glomerellales; Glomerellaceae.
AUGAUUCUCAAGUCUACGCUGUUACUGUGUCUUGCAUUCACAGCAGAUGCAUUUGCAGUGCGGCGUGGUGCAAAUGAUUGGUCUGCACCCAAUGUCGGUGAUCGCCGCAGCCCGUGUCCCAUGGUUAACGCUCUCGCCAAUCAUGGGUAUCUCCCUCGUAAUGGGUUGAAUGUCUCCCUUGCAGACCUCAUUACUGGCUUCACAGCUGCCGUAAACUUGGAUCCCGCUGCAACCACCCUGGUUGGACAAAAAGCCCUUCUCACUUCUACUACUGGAAAUAACGCGACAUUCAACUUGGACGAUCUGAACACCCACGGGAUUAUUGAGCAUGACGGUAGUUUGAGUCGCAACGACAUCUAUUUUGGCGACAACCACUCGUUCAACAUGACCAUUUGGGAGUCUGUGGCGUCUUACUUUACUGAUUCAACUAUCUCGAUUCCGACAGCCGCAAAGGCCAGAGUAGCACGUCUUCAAGCCGCUGCCGCUGCCAACCCACAAUUCAAUCUUACGGCCGAUGGUACUCAGUUCAGCUUCAUUGAAACUGCUCUCUAUCAGUCUGUAUUUGGCAACUUGGAUGAUGGCAAUGCCAGGACCGAUUGGGUUAGAGUGCUGUUUGAGAAAGAACGUCUUCCCUUUGAAGAAGGGUUUUCUAGAUCGGCUUCACCAAUUACUGCAGCGGGAAUUCUUAGCUUGGUUAACAAGGUUGCAGCAGCAAGUAUUUAG